This is a messenger RNA of Sardina pilchardus (European sardine), 3073 nucleotides long. RefSeq names its product arrestin domain containing 2 (gene arrdc2). The coding region runs from base 215 to 1444 and encodes 409 amino acids. The record is from RefSeq and is a predicted model, not a curated record. Gene Ontology annotation, cellular component: plasma membrane; cytoplasm. Lineage: Eukaryota; Metazoa; Chordata; Actinopteri; Clupeiformes; Clupeidae. Gene Ontology annotation, biological process: protein transport. The transcript is spliced from 9 exons.
CUCCAGUCUUAGCCCCGAGCCUUACAUAAUAAACGCGGAAGGCCCGCCCCUACAUGUUAAAGCACUGGAGGCUUCAGCACGAAGUGCAGUUUAGUUUUGCACGCGCAGCGAAGAGGGCGCAGAGCACAGAUCUCUCGACACACUUGACGUCAGUCCACAAGUGUCAGGAAAAUAACGAAGUGUCCUUCGAAGCAGUGGUUUGGGAUUUUACAAGAUGAUUUUCGACAAAGUGAAAAAGUUCGACAUCGUCUUUGACUCGCCCGAGAUCGACUCCCCACCCGUGUUCAGCAGCGGUGAUGUGGUCUCCGGGAGAGUUGUUCUGGAGCUAAGUGGGGAGAGCAAAAUCGAGUCAUUGAAGUUACACGCAGAAGGUUUUGCGAAAGUGCAUUGGACGGAAUCGCGAAGCGCUGGAUCUAGCACCGCUUAUACCCAAAACUAUAGCGAUGAAGUGGAGUACCUGAACCGGAGAGAGUUGCUUCUGCAAGCAGACAAUGGAGAGCUGACUCUCCUUCCUGCUGGCAGACACGAAUUCCCAUUCAGCUUCCAGCUUCCUGAGGAGACCCUGGUGACCUCGUUCGAGGGCAAGCACGGCAGCAUCCGCUACUGGGUGAAGGUGAAGCUGCAUCGCCCCUGGAGCACUGUCAGGAAGAUCAAGAAGGAGUUCACCGUCAUCGAGCCCAUCGACAUCAACACGCCCGCUCUGCUGGCGCCUCAAGCCGGAACCAAAGACAAGAACGCCCGUGUGUGGUACCGCAACUUUGGCCAGGUGUCUGUGACCGCCAAGAUCGACCGCAAAGGCUACACUCCAGGCGAGGUCAUCCCCGUGUUUGCGGAGUUCGACAACGCCACGUCGCGCUCCGUCGUGCCCAAGGCCUACAUCACGCAGACGCAGACGUUCAUCGCGCGCGGCACCAUGAAGCAGAAGCGGGCGGUGGUGGCCACGCUGUGCGGGGACCCCGUGGGUGCCCAGCGCCGGGAGACCUGGCACGGCCGCGCCAUCAAGAUCCCGCCCGUCGGGCCCUCCAUCCUCCAGUGCCGCAUCAUCAAAGUGGAGUACACACUCAAGGUGUGUGUGGACGUGCCGGGCACCUCUAAGCUGUUCCUGGAGUUGCCCCUGGUGAUGGGCACCAUCCCGCUGCACCCGUUCGGCAGCCGCACCUCCAGCGUGAGCAGCCAGUACAGCGCCAACCUGGAGUGGAUACGCAUGGCCAUCGCAGAGCAGCCCGAGCCUCCUCCAGAGUACAGCUCGGUGGUGACCGAUGCGGACGCCGUGGUCAGUCCCUCCGGCCCCAGCAGCCCUGCGGAGGACGAGCUCAGCGCUCUCCUCGAGCGCCCCCUCAUGGCCUACGUCCAGGAGUUCCGCUUCCGCCCCCCACCUGUCUACAGCGAGGUGGACCCCAACCCUCAGCCCUGCAACAUGAGGCCUCGCUGCAUGACCUGCUGAACUCAACGACUCACUUUAGCAUCACCAAGCCAUGAUGAUGAUGAUGAUGAUGAUGAUGAUUGAACCGAAGCAGAGAUUCGUCCUCUUCUCUCGAGCCUUCUCUCCGCUCCAGGAGAGUUCGUUGCCGUAGCCGACGACGCGCGCGGAACAACACCGCACCACCGGACGAGCCCUGGACAGCAGGGUCCACUCCGCUGGGGGACCGGAAACAAACCCUCUCACAACCAAACGAAAAGAACACUUAAGAACUAAACGAAGAAGAAAAAAAAAAAAAAGAACCGAGAACUUUUUUUUUGUUUGUUUCUGUCCUCCUGAUUGGCUGUGGGUCGGACCAGUUGUGUCCACCCCGGCCCAUCCAUAGCUGCCCACCUGAGACGCUUGAGUGUUGCGUAGGAGAGUCCAGCCGUGGGCGGCGGACUGUGUGGUAUUGUGUGGGGUCGGGGAAAACAGAUGUUUAAAAGGUUUCAUAUGUGAUUGUGUAUAUUUUUUAUUGAAAGCCUCUAUUUGGUGCCUGGCAUUUGUAAACAGGCCGCUAGGCCGCUGAUGAUGCCCGUAGAGGCCAGCCUUGACCAGGCCGCUAGGCCGCUAAUGAUGUCCGUAGAGGCCAGCCUUGAUUUGAAGCCUGCCAUCUGAACUUCCCCACCUUUACCCACCUCAUCAACUUGUAGAUGUCAAAAGCCUUUACGCGUCUCUGAGAUGCCUUCAUGUGGUGACCCCACAGACACCGGCCCCGUGCCUUGGAGUUGUGCCGGAGGUGAAAGGUCAAAAGAGCUAGCCAGUUAGCAAGUUUUACAGAAGGAGAAUGGAAACUUAUGCAAAAGGGAAAAGUAGCGGAAGCUUUCAGGAAAAAGGAGAUGAAUUUGACGAAGUUGAAUGAGUGUUGCGACGCGUAUGACGAUGUGGGGGUGUGCGCUCCGAGUGUUUAGACGUGUGGGAAUUAGAAUGUUGGAGCACUGAGCAGCCGAAUGUGAUGUUUUGAAAACUGUCCAGCUCAUGCUGCAGCUGUUGUGUGUUUUGCGAGCACAAUGAAAGAAGAGCUAUGUACAGGUGACUGUAGAGCUAUGUACAGGUGACUAUAGAGCUACUGUAUGUACAGGUGACUAGAGAGCUACUGUAUUUGUAGAGCUAUGUACAGGUGAUUAUUGUACGGCGGUCGGUCGGGCUCAAGCGCGCGCGUCCUCCUCCGAUGGCUGCCUCGUCCGGCGAGCCCAGUUAGAGCCGUGAGCGGAGAGAGGACGAGCGGCCUUGGCGCUCCAGUCGACCCCACAGGUGACCCCACAGGUGACCCCAGGUGCCUUUCCUGACGUUCUGACCAGGUGCCUUUCUAGACGUGCUGACCAGGUGCCUUUCUAGACGUUCUGAAGCAGUUUCUUACCAAGCCCAGGGAUAUUGCUCAGUGUUGCAGUAAAGCUUUAAUACUCAGUGACCAUUCCAGAAGUCCAGAAGGGCUGUCCUCAAGACCAGAUAGUGGAGAGAGAAUAUAUUCAGGUCAGACACAAUGUUAUUGUGCAUGGCACUCAUCUUAAAGUGAAUGUAUUUUGUACUGAAUGCUUUUAUUUUACCUGCAAAAUUUAUUUUUGGAUUGUUUUGUUAUUACUUUUCUAAUAAAAGAAAACAUCAAAAACAAAA